GCUCGAGCACGAAUUUCAUCAUACUAGGCGGCUAGGCGGAUAGGCGGAAAUGUAAGCGGCAACCACGGGCUGUGCACGUUCUAAGAGUUACCACACAGGAUGAUUCUGUGCGCCUAGUCCAGAAUUCGCGCCGCUCAGUCUAGGUCGCGCCGCGCAGUCUACGAAGCGCAACAAGGCUAUGCGCCCACAGCGCUACCCGCAUGUGCUGCUAAACUUACUCUAAGGAGCCACGCGCACCGUUGGAUGAUGCUGUCUGAUUUCAAGGAGUCAUCCGCGGCGUUCAAUGAUGCUGCUUGAAUCCAGGGUUUCAUCCGCGCCGUUGGAUGGUGCUGAUUGAAUCCUAGGUUUCAUCCGCACCGUUGGAUGGGUCGCGCGUUUCCGAGCGGUCGCGGGGCGAAGGGGGGAGGCGGAAGGGGAGCCUCGGCUGACUCGGCUGGAAGGGGGGGUGGAGGAGCAUACGCGAUAGAGGAGAUUCGUUAUGCUGCUUUCACGGCUGAUGGCAGCCACGUGGCAGUGGCCACGUCAGCAGGCUUCAAGAUAUUCCACUGUGCUGACGUGGCGCAGCCCGUCGUGAGCCACCUGGGCGUGGGCCCGAUUAAGAUCGUGGAGCUCACGCUUAUCGCGCCACGUGGCGCAACACCAUUGGUCGCGUUUGUUGGCACUGGAGAAACGCCCCACAUCUCCCCACGCGAGCUGCACCUCGCUUCCAUCACUGGGCCCGCCGUUUCCUCGUCCACUCCCACCUUCUCCCCCUCCUCCCCCUCCUCCUCUGCCGGCUCUCCUCUCACUCACCACACCGACCCCCUCACGCACACACAUGCCCCGCCGUCUUCCUCCUCUCUCGCUCCUCUCGGUGUGCUCUCCUUCCUCACCUCCAUUGUUGCUGUGCGCCUCAACCACUCCAGGCUGCUAGUCCUCCUCGGCUCCAAGCUCUCCAUACAUGACGUCACUCCUCCGGGCAUUGCUGCCGGCUUCCCUCUCCUCCUCUCCCUCACUGUCGCCCCUAAUCCAAAAGGUAUAUGUGCUCUGAGCCCUCUCUCCCCUCGCCCCUUCUCCCCUGCCUCCUCCUGCUUCUGCGCUGUCCCUGCUGCCCCCGCCCGCACGCCACUCCUAUCCCUGCCCCUAUCCCUCGCCUCGCUUGCUUCUUCCUCCUCCUCCUCCUCUGCCUCACCUGACCAAGGCGCGCUGUUGCUGGUGGAUCUGAUCUCCCUCCAGGCGUUUGGUCAGAUCAAGGCUCACGACGGGCCGAUCGCAGCCGUUGAAAUCACCACCCUGCUUCCACCACUCCAGUCCCCUCCGCGGCCAAAUGAGGCGAACCCACAGGGGGAGAGGGGAGGAGAGGAAGGAACGGAAGGAGAAAGGGGAGGAGAAGCGGGGAGUGAAGGGGAAGGGGAAGGGGAAGGGGAAGGGGGAGGGGGAGGGGGCGGAGGGACAGAACUGCUGGCGUCAGCAUCUGCUAAGGGCACCAUCAUUCGCGUUCACUGCGUCCGGACAGGCAAUAAGCUAUUCUCUUUCAGGCGAGGUGCCUACCCUGCCUCGAUCUUCUCCCUCUCCUUCUCCCCUCCUGGCUCCCUCCCUCCCUCCCUCGCUGUCACCAGUAGCACCGGCACCACUCAUAUCUUCCGCCUCCCCCUCCCCUCCUCCUCCCCCUCCUCCCCCUCCUCCUCCUUCUCCCCCUCCGCGCCCUCCUCUGUCUCCCUCUCCCCCUCCUCCCCCCCUUCCUCCUCCUACUCCUGUUCUCUCUCCUCCACCUCCUCCUCCUCCUCUCCUUCCUCUUCUUCUGGCGUUGCUGGAGGUUGUGCUGGCAGGAGGAACAGUGAUGUGACUGUGCACGGCGUGACUGCAGCAGGGGAAGAAAGCAUCUGUGCCAUUGCUUUCCCUUUGGUCACACACAACAAUCACCAGCAGCAACAGCAGCACCAGCAGCACCACCCCCAGCAGCAGCAGCAACUUCCACAGCAUUGGCAGCAGCAGCAGCUGCCAGCACAUUUAAAUGCACCUCAAUCAAACGAGCUUUGUCUGAGGAUUCUAACAUCAACAGGUGCGUUAACAGUAUACCACAUUGUAACCAGCCAUCAACCAGGGAAGUUACAAGUUACGUUGAAAAAGAAAGCAUCGUUGUAUGAGCAGAAUUUUAAGUAGAUGGAUGAUGGCCUGCUUCCGAUGAAGCUUGAAAUGAGGGUUCUCUUUUGGAAAAAAACGUGUCUGAGGAAUCAGACAAGGUUUGAGCACUUUGUCUGAUGCACUUUUCACUAUCAGAGAAGCAUGAAAAAGUUGUCUGAUUUUCCAGAGAAUUCUAGAACGAAUGUUUGAAAAUUCAGAGAAAUGUAUUUGCAUAGUCUGUUUGUAUGAGAUGUAGCACUUUGACUAAUUAGAG
Closterium sp. NIES-67 is the source of this 2377-nucleotide messenger RNA. NCBI's taxonomy places the organism in Eukaryota, Viridiplantae, Streptophyta, Zygnematophyceae, Desmidiales, Closteriaceae. The record is from the annotation of a GenBank genome assembly.